AUGAAGAAAAUUAUUUCGGGUAACAAAUAUUCAAAUGAUCACCUAAUCUAUGAGAUUUUGGUAAUAAUCUUUACAACCCUUAGUGUUGUAGACCUUGCAAUAGCUUCUAUGGUUUGCAAAUCAUGGAACUUAGCAAGUCGUUCCCCUAAACUAUGGAAAAAGCUUGAUUUAAGUAUAUUGAGCUUAAAAGGAAUGAAUGAACCAUUGAGACCAUUUGCUUGGAUGGACCAAUAUUCAAGUCAAAAAAUAACUCAAUUCCUGAAGUAUACUUCAAGUUUGAGUGGUGGAACCAUAAGUUGCAUAAUAUUUAAUUAUAAUGUCUACUUGAGAGAUAUGCACUUAAUCUCGAUUGCUGAAAGGACUCCAAAUCUAAAAAGGUUAGUUCUUCCUAUAUCCGGAAACAUAUCAAAAAUUGGAAUAGAAACCGCAUUGAGAUCAUGGAGAGGUCUCAAAUCCAUUACAAUCACCUCAAUGGUCCAUUAUAUUAACUUGUUUGAUGCGAUUGAAAAAUAUUGCACGAACAUUGUUUGCUUAAAGUUCACAUAUUGUUUUGAACAAGAUCAUGCUAAAUCGUUGGUUAAAUACACUCCUAACCUAAAGGUUUUGAGUAUUCGGAGCAUGAGGGUAAACAUGAGAGGUUUAUGUUAUGUGCUUAAUAAUUUGGAACAUUUGAAAGUGGUUAAUUUACGCCAUAGUAUUAUAUUGGACAAAUUCGAUGAUGAACUUCGUAUAUAUUCAAUAUUUGAUGUAUUAAGUCGUGUCAAUAUCUCUUGUAAGAUUAUUGUUUGUCAAAGAAGAUCAUGCCUUAGAUGCAAGAAUGAGAAUAUGAGAAAUUCUAGAAGACUAUCGAAUGGGUCCUUGGAGGAAAUUUGGCGUGAAGAUGAGAUUAUAUGUCUUGCACAUUAA
Messenger RNA from Trifolium pratense (red clover), 906 nucleotides. RefSeq names its product F-box/LRR-repeat protein At3g48880-like. The transcript has 2 exons. The record is from RefSeq and is a predicted model, not a curated record. NCBI's taxonomy places the organism in Eukaryota, Viridiplantae, Streptophyta, Magnoliopsida, Fabales, Fabaceae. The coding region runs from base 1 to 906 and encodes 301 amino acids. Gene Ontology annotation, molecular function: protein binding.